Messenger RNA from Soboliphyme baturini, 1009 nucleotides. NCBI's taxonomy places the organism in Eukaryota, Metazoa, Nematoda, Enoplea, Dioctophymatida, Soboliphymatidae. The record is from the annotation of a GenBank genome assembly.
UAUAUGUUUCAGUUUUGAAAUUCAAACUCUCUCAGUAGCGAAGACAGGCACGUCGCCGUUUCUCUAUUCCUACAACGUGACCGGCCACGAUGGACCGGUGUUGUCAGUUCAUUCGUUGCAUAGCAUCGCCGCCACCGGUUCUUCAGACAUGUCAGCAAAAAUUUGGGACUUGAGAAAGCUGGUAUGCGUGCGAUCGAUAAAUGGUCAUUCUGGCCCUGUCACCUCUGUUUUGUUCGGUCAGACGCCGGAUAGGCUGUUUACAGUAUCUGGGAAGUUUGUGAACGUUUGGGACUUGCGCGCUUUCAGAAGGAUCCAAGUUCUGUGUUCGAACGGUUUGGCAUCUGAUGAUGCAAACGCGAGCAAUUUAGUCAAAGCUGAUUCACAGCCGGCUUAUGACAUGGUCAUCAAGCAGAUAGACAUGAGCUCGUCUAGCGACUACCUGUUCACCAUGUCGUCUUCGCAGAUUCGGAUAUGGGAUUUACGAAACUACUUUGCCGUUGGAAAAAUGAUCCCUCUUCGUGACAGCGUCAAUACGGAGUUUUGUUGUUUCAAAGCAUGUUCGUCGUUGGAGCGCUUCAGUGGUGACCAGGUUUUCGUUGGAUGUAAGGAUCACUCUAUCAAAAAAUAUUCCCUUCCCGCCAAAAAUCUUUGCGAAGUAUUUGAACCAGAGCUGUCGUUCGAACUUUUUCACAAAGACGAAGUCAAGUGCUUCGCUGACAACAGAGGCAGCUUGUUCACCGGCGGGGACGACAAGCAGAUCGUCAAGUGGAACGUGGUAUCCGGUCAUUGCGUCCAGCAGACGACGGCAGCUCACAAAUACGGCAUAUCAGCGUUGGACGUUAUGCCCUAUCCGCACGACGAUGUGCUGCUUUCCGCCUGUCGAGGUGGCUAUUUGAAGUUGUGGAAAAGCGACGGAUGCGAGUACAUCGCAAGUACGCAGGCGCAUACCGAGCCUAUCAAUUGCAUAUCCAGCACGGCCGAUGGGCUGGUGCUGACGGCGUCCAGGUGA